Messenger RNA from Aspergillus versicolor CBS 583.65, 1340 nucleotides. RefSeq names its product putative glycerol dehydrogenase. Bases 268 to 1212 code for a protein of 314 amino acids. Gene Ontology annotation, molecular function: aldose reductase (NADPH) activity. The transcript is spliced from 3 exons. Gene Ontology annotation, cellular component: cytosol. The record is from RefSeq and is a predicted model, not a curated record. NCBI's taxonomy places the organism in Eukaryota, Fungi, Ascomycota, Eurotiomycetes, Eurotiales, Aspergillaceae.
GCCUGCCCAGGCCCGAACUAACUUGUUGAAGUAAGCCCCGGGCAAAGGCCCGGAAUCGCUCCGGUUGAUGGAAUUAUUGUUGAGAGUCUGGUCAAAUAUCCGGGGGAAUACCCCCCGACUGCCCCUCCAUCGACUUGCGCGCUUCGGAGUAUAUCAUGCCGCUGUUUCUCGCCUUUUCCCUCUUUCUCUUUUAAUUUUCUUUACUUUCUUUCCUCCUUUUUACCUUUUUUUGCUUUACAAACUAUUCCCAGAUACCCAAUUGCAAAAAUGGCCAUCGCAGACACACGCUUCAAGCUCAACACCGGCGCUGAGAUCCCCGCGCUCGGUCUCGGAACAUGGCAAUCCGCCCCAGGUGAAGUAAGCAAGGCCGUCUAUCACGCUCUCAAAGUGGGCUACCGCCACAUCGACGCUGCACAAUGCUACGGCAACGAGACCGAAGUCGGCGAGGGCAUCAACCGCGCCCUCUCAGAAGGCCUUGUCCAGCGCUCUGAAAUCUUCGUCACCACAAAGCUGUGGUGCACAUAUCACACCCGCGCAGAGGAGGCCCUCAACCUCUCCCUCUCCAAGCUCGGCCUCGACUACGUCGACCUGUACCUCGUGCACUGGCCGCUGGCGAUGAACCCCAAUGGGAACCACGAGCUGUUCCCCAAGCUGGCGGACGGGAGCCGCGACAUCGUGCACAGCCACAGCCAUGUGACGACGUGGAAGAACAUGGAGGAGCUUAUUGCGAAGAACCCCGGGAAGGUUAAGGCGAUUGGAGUGUCAAAUUACUCCAAGCAGUAUCUGGAGGAGUUGCUGCCGCAGGCGAAGAUUGUUCCUGCUGCGAACCAGAUUGAGAACCAUCCGUCGCUGCCGCAGCAGGAGAUUGUGGAUUAUUGUAACGAGAAGGGCAUCAAUAUUACGGCUUAUAGUCCGUUGGGCAGCACUGGGUCACCGUUGUUCAGUGCGCCGGCCAUCGUGGAAGUUUCGAAGAAACGGAAUGUUAGCCCUGCGACAGUGUUGUUGAGCUGGCAUUUGGCCCGUGGUUCCGCCGUACUCGCAAAGUCAGUCACGCCCUCGCGUAUCGAAGAGAACAGAAACCUCGUCGCUCUGGAAAAGGAAGACGUCGACCUCAUUGCCAAGUACUCUGCCGAGUUGGCUGCGACGAGCGGCUUCCAGCGCUACGUGUAUCCUCCUUUCGGCGUGAACUUUGGAUUCCCUGACAAGCAGUGACUAUCCGCCGGCUCGAGUAGACUGUAAUCGGGAACAGUUAAAGUAUAUAGAUUGUACAUAGAAAAAAACUGUUCAUUAUUCGGUCGAAUGAUCACUGGAGCAACCAUCAGUAACAUAAAGUCUACUCU